AUGGACCAGCCUGUCAACGCGGACCCUUCCAUGGGCUCCUCCUCGAAUGAAGAACCUCUGUUCGACAUGAUCGGAACAUCGGACCAGGCCUGCAAGGAGUGCCGGCGACGCAAGGCCCGUUGCAAUCGCGACCUGCCGACGUGCAACCUCUGUCUCAAGUAUCGCCGGCACUGUCUCUAUGAGAAGCACGCACGGACGCCCCUGACGCGCAAACACCUCACCGAGGUCGAGACGCGCCUCGAGAGGGCCGAGGGCCUCGUGCGCCAGAUGCGCAGCCUCGUCCCGUCGCAUCUGAGGACAUGGGAGCAGCAGCAGCAGCAACAGCAGCAGACCAGACACGCCAACCCGGACACCAGCAGCCCAAGGCGGUCAAGCCCCCGAUGCGGACCAGCAGAGGAUGCUCGAGGGCCCUACCGCGGCGUCGAGGUCGCCUUCCCACGCAACGUCGAGGACCGCGAGCUCACCGCCGCCUCCAAGGCCAUGCCCCCCGAGAGCCCCAACAUCACGCCCUACUCCGCCGUCGCCACCCAGGCCCGCUUCCACAUGGCCACGGCCGAGUGCUACGACCGCGUCAUCUCCAAGCCCCUGCCCAGCGCCGCCGAGCUCCUCCGCCUCGAGCAAGACACCAUUGAGCCCUGGCGCGCCGCCGUGCCCCCCUACUUUGCCGAGGACAUUGUGGACGACACCACCCUCCCGCCCCGGUACGCCCUCGCCCAUGCCGUUAUGGCCUGGCGCCUGCGCAACCUGCGCGUCAUCAUGUACAGGCCCUUUGUCAUACGGCGCGCCCUACGGCGGCGCGACGAGGCCGACACGGCCAGCGCCAGGGCGUAUGAGCGCUGUCUGGCCGACGCAGAGUCCACCAUUGCCAUGAUUGCCCAUUUCUGGGACACCCGCGCGCACGACCGGCUCGCCGCGUGGUACGGCCUGUACUUCCUCUUCCAGGCCGCCCUGAUCCCUUGUAUCUGCCUCCGCAACGAUCCCACGAGCGCGGCCGCCCAGGAAUGGCGCGCGCAGAUCACCCGGACGCUGCGCACCAUUGCCGCCAUGGCGCCCCUGAAUCUCAGCUCGGCGCGGUGUCACAGCGUCAUUGUCGGGCUGUGUGGGCGGUUCCUGUCGUCUGAGGAGGUGGCGCUCCCACAGCAGCAGCAGCAGCAGCAGCAGCAGCAGCAGACGACGAGCGUGGACGAAGAGAUGGCAGAGUCGGCGUCCUGGCUGGGCCCCGACCAUCCCGUGGGCGAGAGCCCGCAGACGCAAAUCAACGGCGUCUUCUCCAUGAUGUGGCCGAACGCCGCCACGUCUGACUUUACCAUGGGCGACGACGCCGGCUGGAUGGAGUUUCUGAGGGCGGGCAGUGACGAGGGGGCUUGGACAGGCGGCUACCAUGCUGACUUGUGA
Emericellopsis atlantica is the source of this 1395-nucleotide messenger RNA. RefSeq lists its product as uncharacterized. Bases 1 to 1395 code for a protein of 464 amino acids. NCBI's taxonomy places the organism in Eukaryota, Fungi, Ascomycota, Sordariomycetes, Hypocreales, Bionectriaceae. The transcript has 3 exons. Gene Ontology annotation, biological process: positive regulation of transcription from RNA polymerase II promoter by galactose. Gene Ontology annotation, cellular component: nucleus. The record is from RefSeq and is a predicted model, not a curated record. Gene Ontology annotation, molecular function: DNA-binding transcription factor activity, RNA polymerase II-specific; RNA polymerase II cis-regulatory region sequence-specific DNA binding; zinc ion binding.